Messenger RNA from Candidula unifasciata, 199 nucleotides. The record is from the annotation of a GenBank genome assembly. NCBI's taxonomy places the organism in Eukaryota, Metazoa, Mollusca, Gastropoda, Stylommatophora, Geomitridae.
AUGUCGGAAACCAUGCAGAAUGGAGAUAGCGGAGGCCUGGUCUCACAACGGGACCGGGAACUCAGUUUUACCCCAAGCGAUUCAAGAAUAUUCAACACUGAACGUCUCAGUAAAGAGAUCAAGUACAACCUGACCCCAGUCAGACAACGGAUAAGAAGCCGCUCAGUUUCCCAGUCUUCCACAGACAGUUACAGUUCAG